AUGAGUAUUAAGCUUGUAGUUGGUGGGUUUACUAUAAACGUGAUUAGUGCAUACGCUCCUCAGGUUGGUUUGGACCAGGAGGUCAAGAAGCAAUUCUGGGAGGAUUUGGACGAGAUGGUGUGUAGUAUCCCGCAAACAGAGAAGUUGUUCAUUGGUGGAUAUUUCAAUGGCCAUAUUGGGGCUAGUGCUAGGGGUUAUGAUGAUAUGCAUGGCGGGUUUGGUUUUGGGGAUAGGAAUAAGGGAGCUAACUCGAGUUUUCCGAAGAGAGAAGAGCACCUGGUCACUUUUCAGAAUUCAAUGGGCAAGACUCAGAUUGAUUAUCUUCUCUGCAGGAAAUGCGAUAAAGGUCUGUGCACUGAUUGCAAGGUCAUCCCAAGUGAGCACCUCACGACCCUACAUAGGCUCCUAGUUAUGGACCUAGAGAUCAAGAGGAGUAGGAGGAAGAGGGCGGUGUGUAGGCAACCUAAGAUCAAGUGGGGUAACUUGACCAAGGACAAAGCUCAGGAGUUGGGGGAGAAGUUGUUGGCUAUGAGGGCCUGGAUGAGUAGGGGGACGCGUCUAGUAUGCGGUUCACGACUGCGAGUUGCAUUAGGGUAG
Molecule: messenger RNA, 597 nt
Organism: Nicotiana attenuata
Lineage: Eukaryota; Viridiplantae; Streptophyta; Magnoliopsida; Solanales; Solanaceae
Product: craniofacial development protein 2-like
Exons: 2
Coding region: 1-597 (198 amino acids)
Biological process (GO): chromatin remodeling
Cellular component (GO): nucleus
Source: RefSeq, a predicted model, not a curated record